AUCCCUCACCCCCAUGAUGUAAAUACUAUUUUCUUCGUUUCUGAAUGAAGGAACCGGGCACAGAGAGGUUACGUGACUUGACAGGGCCACAUAGCUGGGGAGUGGAGGAGGGCACUGAGCCAGGAUCUGAACGUCCCCCUGUCUGGUUGCAGAACCCGCGCCAACCAGCGAGGAAGGAGCGCAUCCUCGGGCCCCGCGCGCGGUGAAGACUGCGCACCGGGUCUGCAGUGCGUGCAGGAACCCCACCUCUCCACUCGCGCGACUGACAGGGCGGCCCCAGGGCCCCAUCCGCUCACUUGCGGCAGGGGAAGUGGGUCCCUUUACGGGUCCGCCGCCGGGGGGCGCUGCCCGCGGUCCCCGGGGCCGGCGCUCUCUGCAACAUGUCUGGGCGCCGAGGCCAGCGGCCAGGGCACUGCUUGUGCUGGCUGCUGUGCUGCGUCCUACUGUCCCCAGCCGCGGGCUACGUGAUCGUGAGCUCCGUGUCCUGGGCGGUCACCAACGAGGUGGACGAGGAGCUGGACAGCGCCUCCACCGAGGAGACGCUGCCCACGAUGCUGGAGGACUCUGGCAGCAUCUGGCAGCGGAGCUUCCCGGCCUCGGCGCACAAGGAGGACGCACACCUGCCGCCCCCAGUGGGCGCUGCCGGCGCCAGGCCGCCCCCAGAGCCUCCGGGGAUGUUUUCCUACCGGCGCGAGGGCGGCGCGAGGCUGCGCCCGGGCACCGCCCGCUUCCUGGCCCACGCCAGCGCCUGGGGCUGUCUGGCUACCGUGUCCGCGCACGAGAAGAUGCCAGGACUGCCAUUUGGGAACUGUCUGCCCAUCAGUGAUGGCCCCUUCAACAACAGCACUGGCAUUCCAUUCUUCUAUGUGACUCCCAAGGACCCCGUGGUGGCGGAUCUGUUGAAGAACCCCAUGGCCUCGCUCCUGCUGCCGGAAUCCGAGGGAGAGUUCUGCAGAAAAAAUAUCGUCGACCCAGAAGAUCCUCGCUGUGCCCGGUUGACACUCACUGGCCAGAUGGUCGCAGUGUCUCCAGAAGAAGUAGAAUUUGCCAAGCAAGCCGUGUUUUCAAGACACCCAGUUAUGAGGAAGUGGCCUCGUCAAUAUGAAUGGUUCUUUAUGAAGCUGAAGAUAGAACACAUCUGGCUUCAGAAAUGGUAUGGGGGAGUAGCGGACAUUUCCCAGGAGGAAUAUUUCAAAGCCACUCCAAGAAAGGCCUGAUGGGGUAAGAAGAAAGUCCUUGAUGUUUGCAUAAAAUGGGAGCCUUUUAAGUGAUGCUACCAGGCAGCAAGUGACUACUGUCUCCUUGCCAGAGGGCUCAUAGCAGUCCUUACAGCAGAACAGCAGUGGGUCACCUGGGACCCCUAUGCUUGCUGGAGAUCGAAGGGGUCAUUUGCCAAUGCCCAGUUCACACAGGUACUUCACGUAGACUCUGUGUACAUGUGUUCAAUCCAGACUCACCUAUUUGGGAUCAUUUUUGGGUGUCAAAAUGUUGAGACAGUUGCUGUUCCAUUCUUUAAGACCAAAAUAAUAAUAAUAAUAAUGCUUGUAUGUAUCCUGUGAUUGCUUUGUAUUGUGAGAGUAUUUUUGUGCUUGUUGUGCCUAAAGCAGCAUCUUGGUUCUAAGUUCACUGCAACCACAGAGGAACUAAACACUCAUCACACAGCCAUAAGCUUGUGUUCAGGGCGAGGGUACAGGACUACUUGUCUACGGGUUACUCUAGUAGCCACUGGGUCACACGUGCAUUACUGAGUCCCAUUUGCUAGAAUGUAUUGGUCACUUAGGAAGCCUCUGCCCACUGUACCAUGACGAACCUUAUGAGAACUCACCAGAUUUGGGGCACAGCCCUACGCUGGGUAAGCAGGUCAUGACAGGACAUUAAAAGAAGGGUGGCUUUGGCAUCCAGCUGCCAGAUCCCCUCUGCUAGCACUUCUGACAGAGAGACCCCUUCUCUUAGGUAAGGGGAGUGAUACUCAUCCUGCAGGGUAGAGAGAGGAGAGGGGAAACAGGAGAACCUGGAAAGGAAGGAAAGGCAGCAUAUAAUAGGAAAGGAAGGAAGGGAGUCAGUAAUUGAAGGCAUACUUCCUGCCCAGCUGUGGUCCAGGCUCCUGACAUGAUCAUUUCACUUAAGCCUUAGACCAAUGAGAUGCAUAUCAUUCAUGGCCACUUACAGACAAGAAAAGUGAGGCUCAGAGAGGCUAAGUCAGCAUCCCACGGUGUGACCCCAGCACUUCCUAUACCUGGACAGAGUGGUAUCUAGAUAAUUCCCAACUUUAAGAACAAGACAGAAGAGUUAGUGAAAUACAUGAGUAGUCAUUGAAUCAGCAAAAUCAGUAAAGUGAUGUUUGUAGAUGACUGGCCACUGCUUUCCAUCCAAAAAAAAAAAAAAAAGUCUCUGAAAUUUGACUCUUACUACAGAUUUAAAAUUUUCUACAAAUUAUUUGCAAGAAAUUACAUUGUACCUGUGCACAUGUCCGAGAUCUAUAUUGAAAUCUAGAAGAGAUUUGGUUAUACCCAGUUUUCUGCCUUUUCUAAAUGGCUCUGAAUCCUCUUAAGGGGGGGGGGUAGGUAUGUUGUAUAAGCAUCAAAAAACACAGCACUAUACAUAGGAAAUAUACCUUUUUAAAAUAAAUAAUACUGUUAUUAAUGGUUACGCUUUUGUUUAAAAAAUUAAGACAUGAAAAGAGUUUGAGUUGUCAAAAUAUUUUUAAGUGCCCAUUCUUCAAAGCAUAAUAAGAGGUGGACAGAAUUCUUUAUCAAAAGUCAGAGUUCAAAAUCAUUCCUAACACUAAUAUUCUCUAAUGUUUAAGAAUAAGGUGAAUUUGAGGGUAUUUCGUAUUUUCAGAGUUUAAAAUAAUUGCUACCCAUCCCCCAUUCAGAGGUAAGAGGGGAAAACUGGCAGAAGAAACCACGUACCCCAUAAGUCAACCUCACAUCUUAAUUCUUUGAGCAUCUUUGUCUCCAAGUUCCUGUCUGAAGGAUAAUGCUCCUAAUGCUGGCUUUGCUUUUGCAAUCAGGUCUCACUCAGCUUAUUAAAACUCACUUGGCUGCUUCAAGGAGCUUUGGAGUGUGGUUGCCAUUUAUAACCACUGAUGAAUGUUAUCAGUUAUUUCCCCAAUUACAGGGAAUGAAAUCUUGAAUAGGUGGGAUGACAAGAAAAGUGUUUAAAAGACACCUGUUCAAGAGUGAUGGGCCCAUUCAGGCCAGUAGAUUUCAGCGAAUCUCUAGAAAUUUAGAGAUUUUUACAUUGCUUAAAAUUUAAAAGCUGUCCUGGAAGUUCUGAUAAUAGCAAGAAGUCAAUAAAAAGAAAUAAAAGACAUAUGAUUGGAAAGAAAGUAAUAAAAGCAUGCCUAUCAAUAAGGCCUCAGGAUAUAAGAUCAGUACACAAAAUUUAAUCUCAUUUCUAUAUAUUAACAAGGAACAAAGUGGAAACCAAAAUUAAAAACACAAUAUCAUCUUCAAUGACUUCAAAGGAAAAAAUACUUUGCUAUAAACUUAACAAAAUAUGUGCAGGAUCUAUAUGCUGAAAAUUAAAAGAUGCUAAAGAAAGAAACAAAGACCUAAAAAAUGAAGAGACAUACUGUGUUCAUGGAUUAGAGGACACAAAUAGUAAAAAUGUCGAUUUUUCCCCAGAUUUAUCUAUAGGUUUAAUGAAGUUUCUAUCAAAAUCAGAUGAUGUUUUUGCAGACAUAUUCAAGCUUAUUCUAAAAGUUCUAAGGCAUAGGCCUUGGAAUAGCUAAAAUAUUCUUAUGAAAGAAGAAUAAGUAAGAGAUAUCACUCUACCCAGUAUAAAGAUUUAUUAUAUAGCUACAGUAGCCAAGACAGUGUGGUAUUUGUAGAGGCAAAGACACAUAGAUCAAUGGAACAUCACAGAGAAUCUAGAAAUAGACCCAUACAAAUAUGCAGAGUUGAUUUUUUUUAUAACUGUACAAAAGUCAUUCAGUGGAAGGAGGGUAGCCUUUUCAAUAAGUGUGCUGGAACAAUCAGAUAUUCACAGGCAAAUAAAAGACCUUCAACCUAAGUCUCACACCUUAUAUUAAAGUUAACUCAAAAGAGAUCAUAACCCUAAACAAACUGUGAAACCAUAGAACUUUUUUAAAUAGAAAUUCUUUGGGAUCUAGGGCUAAGCAAAGAGUUCUUAGACUUGACACUAAAAGCAUAAAGUCCAUAAAAAGAAAAGUUUGAGAAAUUGGACUUCAUCAAAAUGUUAAACUUUUGUUCUGCAAAAGACCAUGUGAAGAAAAUGAAAAGACAGGCUACAUCCUAGGAGGAAAUACCUACCAACAGUAUAUCCAACAAAGGACUACUAUCUAGAAUAUAUGGAGAACUCUUAAAAUGCAACCUUUAAAAAGAAAUUCAAUAUGACCAUGAAGAACAUGGACAAACGUUGCUCUGAAGAGUGUAUGCAAAUGACAGAUAAUCAACAGAUACUCAACAUCAUCAGUCAUGGAGGAGCUGCAAAUUAAAAGCCCAGUAGAAACCAUGAGGCACCUACCCAAAUUGUUAAAAUACAGUAACAACACCAAAUGUUGGCAAGGAGGCAGAGCAUGGGAUUAGUCUAUUGCUGGUGGGAAAGUAUAAUCGAACAGCCAUCUGGAGAACCACCUGGCAGUUCCUCAUAACAUGAAACAACUGCCAUACCACUCGGCAAAAAUACCAUUGGCGUUUAUCCCAGAGAGAUGAAAACUUACAUUCACACUAAAAUUUGGACGUGAAUGUUCACAGUAACUUUAUUCAUAAUACUCAAAAUCUGUAAACGAUCAGCUGUCCUUUAACGGGUAGCCAAGGAAACACAUUUUGAUACAUCCAUGCUGUGGAAUACUACUCAGCAAUGAAAAUAAUUUCUGACACAAGCAGCAACUUGGAAGAAUCUUCAGAGAAUUAUGCUGCAGUUUAAACAAAAAAAAGCCCUUCCUCAAAGGUUACAUACUGUAUAGUUUCUUUUAUGUGACAUUUUGAGAUGCAACAUUCUAGAAAUAGAGAACAGCUUAGAGGUCACCAGGGAGAGGAGGAAGGGGAAGGAGAGAGGCGGGUGUACCUAUAAAAGGGAUCCUUAUCGUGAAGUGUUCCCUAUCUUGGCUGCAUCAGUGUAAAAAUCCUGCUUGAAGAGUUUUACAAGAUGUUACCAUUAGGGGGAAAUGUGUAAAGGGCACGCAGAAUCUCUGUAUUUUAUUUCCUACAAUUGCAUGUGAAUCUACAAUGAUCAGCAAUUCUCCCAGAAUCUACAAUUAUCUCAGAGUAAAAGGUUUCAUAGAACCAGAAUGUUAAGGUUGGCUUAAAUAAGGCAUUUAUGCCCUCUGGUUGGUCCCUAAUGAAAUAGAGAACUGAGCCAUGUGCUAAAACCUAGCAGAACAGACAUUUAUUUUCCUGAACUAUUAAUACACGCAUUUGUGGGAGUUCCCUUGUGGCACAGCAGGUUGGGGAUCUGGCAUUGUCACUGCUGUGGCUCAAGUUGUGGCUGGGGCAUGGGCAUGAUCCCUGGCCCAUGAACCUCUGCAUAUCAUGGGUAUGGCCAAAAAUACACACACACACACACACACACACACACACACACACGUGGGAGAGAGAGAUUUCUUUAAAAGCUUUCAAAAUGCAUUCAAUUUAAUAAUGAAUACAAAUUAAUAAGAAUUCAACAAACGUACCAUACAGAUUUCGUGUGGGGUAUUCAGAAGGGGAAGAUAUCUUCCAGUUUCUGGCAUAAACACCAUACGUAAGCUACAGGUGUAUAGACGUACCCAUGUCUGUACACAGCCAUUCCCUACUGAGGUUUAUGGCAAAGAACUGUUAUCUCCAAGUCCUCUUCUAAAUAGCCUGGGAAAGAAUUCUUCUUUUGUUUCUAGGAAUAAGCUCUCUCCUGCUACCCCCCCCCAUGUUUUUCAUUACCACGAUUGUACUUUCCAUGAUGUUGACAUAGAGAGUGUAAUUCUGAUGUCACAUGUUUCCCUCUGUUGUGUAUAUAUUGACUCAUUAUUAAAGAAUUGUUUGGGGUUGAGAUGUAUUUCUAUAAUUUUUCCAGAAACUUGUAUCUCAUUUUUAAUCAUUUAACCAUCAAAUACUGUUCUGAAAAUAAAACCUCUCUAGAAUAAUUGAUCGAUGCUUAUUUGAUGGCUCAUAACAAGUCAAUUGUUAGAAAAUUUGAAUUGUCGUGAGGUCAUGGUUUGUUCUGUGUGCUGCAUGUGGGGUGUAAAAUCUAUUUUCAAAACUAGAUAGUCUAUUUAACCAAAGACUAUUUCAUUCCAGAUAUGAUCUCUAUGCUUGAUUAAAUAAAUUUAUAAUAUUUAUACACAGUCCUCUCAUGUACUGUUAGAAGUUGGCAUUAUUAGAUUUCUAAGAAAAUAGAUGCUAUUACAAUAAAUUGGCAGUUAAAUUUCCAAAA
Molecule: messenger RNA, 6372 nt
Organism: Sus scrofa (pig)
Lineage: Eukaryota; Metazoa; Chordata; Mammalia; Artiodactyla; Suidae
Gene: CREG2
Product: cellular repressor of E1A stimulated genes 2
Source: RefSeq, a predicted model, not a curated record